This is a messenger RNA of Varanus komodoensis (Komodo dragon), 1074 nucleotides long. RefSeq names its product NSA2 ribosome biogenesis factor (gene NSA2). Gene Ontology annotation, cellular component: preribosome, large subunit precursor; nucleolus. The record is from RefSeq and is a predicted model, not a curated record. Lineage: Eukaryota; Metazoa; Chordata; Lepidosauria; Squamata; Varanidae. The coding region runs from base 112 to 894 and encodes 260 amino acids. The transcript is spliced from 6 exons. Gene Ontology annotation, biological process: maturation of LSU-rRNA; maturation of 5.8S rRNA.
CCGGAGCCUCUUCGCGGCAGGAUCGGCCUUUUCUUUUGAGUCCCGUGCCCGGGACGGAGGGGUGCUGAGUGUCGACGGCGAGUCUCCCCGGUUGUAGGGCGUGGAGCCAUCAUGCCACAAAACGAGUAUAUAGAGUUACACCGGAAGCGAUAUGGUUAUCGUUUGGAUUACCAUGAGAAGAAGAGGAAGAAAGAGGGUCGCGAGGCUCAUGAACGCUCAAAGAAAGCCAAGAAAAUGAUUGGAUUGAAAGCCAAACUUUAUCACAAACAGCGCCAUGCAGAGAAAAUACAGAUGAAAAAGACUAUUAAAAUGCAUGAAAAGAGGAAUACCAAACAGAAGAAUGAUGACAAGACCCCAGAAGGAGCUGUGCCAGCAUAUCUGCUGGACAGAGAAGGCCAGUCCCGAGCCAAGGUUCUCUCCAACAUGAUCAAACAGAAGCGGAAAGAGAAAGCGGGGAAAUGGGAAGUUCCUAUACCCAAAGUCCGUGCCCAGGGUGAGACAGAAGUUCUGAAGGUGAUCCGUACAGGAAAAAGAAAGAAGAAGGCAUGGAAGAGAAUGGUUACUAAAGUGUGUUUUGUUGGAGAUGGUUUUACCCGGAAACCUCCAAAAUAUGAACGAUUCAUUCGACCAAUGGGAUUGCGAUUUAAGAAGGCCCAUGUAACACAUCCAGAACUUAAAGCCACUUUUUGUCUACCUAUCCUUGGUGUAAAAAAGAACCCCUCAUCUCCUCUGUUUACAACUUUGGGGGUAAUUACAAAAGGUACAGUCAUCGAGGUGAAUGUGAGCGAGCUUGGUCUUGUGACACAAGGGGGCAAAGUAGUCUGGGGAAAAUAUGCACAAGUAACCAACAAUCCAGAAAAUGAUGGGUGUAUUAAUGCUGUUCUACUUGUAUAAGUGGCAAAGUGCAGCUGUGGGCAUGCACAGUAGCUUUCCAGAAGGAUGAACCUUUCAGAAUAUUUGGAGACAAAGGACUUGUGUCAGAGCAUCAACAUCUGAAGGCGGAGGACUGAAAGUCUGAGAACUGUUUUUGUUACUGAAGAUGAACAAUAAUAAAAUGCACUAAUUUGUAUCAAA